CAGUUCUUUCUCAGAUCAACUCAUUGAGCAAUGGCCCAAACGCAAACCCAAUCGCUACCACCUCUAUCCAUCGCAACCUCCUCCUUGAAUCCAUUCCCUGCGGCCACAGAAGCUCCGCACGAUCUCAGCUCAAAACUCCACGCCAUCACCCACGCAGGAUUCCGUGCAAUUGAAUUAGCCUUUGCAGACUUUCUAUCUUAUGUUGAGCAGCACUUUGGUCGCAAGGUCGACCCUCAGGCCUGGGACGAUCUAAGCACUGCGGCAAGGGCACUGCGGCAAGAAUGUAAGACGUUGCAGUUGGAGAUCAUGAUGCUUCAACCAUUCAGUAACUUUGAAGGCUGGGAUCCAGAGUCGGAAGAAGGGAGAAGCAAGCGGGAAAAUGCGUUUGCGAGAGCAAAGGGAUGGAUUCGACUUAUGCAGGAUCUAGGAACUGAUAUGUUGCAGGUCGGUUCCACAGAUGCUCCAAACAUCAAGAAGGACAAGGCAUUUCUGGCGGCAGAUCUCGCCCGACUAGCAGACAUGCUAGCAGAGCACAAUAUGCGCCUAGCCUACGAGAACUGGUGCUGGGCCACAUUCGCGACAAACUGGCGUGACGUCUACGACCUCGUCGUUGCCGUAGACCGGCCAAACAUAGGGCUCUGUUUGGACACAUUCCAGUCAUCCGGUGGUGAGUGGGGCGAUCCAACAACAGCAUCCGGCCACCGAGAAGAUGUGCCGAAGCACGAGCUGGAAGAUCGAUUUCAGGACAGCAUGCAGCAGCUGGGGGCGACGUUACCCAAGGAGAAGAUCUACUUGCUGCAGGUGUCGGAUGCUUACAAGCCGCCGCAGCCGCUAGAUGCGAGUCUGGACGGAAGUGGAUUGAGGCCGAGGGGAAGAUGGAGCGGUGCGUUUAGACCGAUGCCCGGGAAGCAGGGCGGGUAUUUGCCUGUUUUGGAAGUAGCGAAGGCGGUGAAGCGCACUGGGUUCCGAGGUUGGUUCAGUAUUGAGAUAUUUGAUGGUGGCCCGGCGGGCAAAGACAGGGAGCUGGGAAAUCUGGACGAUCAGGCUAAGGAGAUUAUGGAAUUAAGCCAGGCAUUUUUGACGAAGGCGAUGGAAGAAUGCGACUAUGUAGUCUAAGCCC
Eremomyces bilateralis CBS 781.70 is the source of this 1120-nucleotide messenger RNA. Its product is annotated as 3-dehydroshikimate dehydratase. Lineage: Eukaryota; Fungi; Ascomycota; Dothideomycetes; Eremomycetales; Eremomycetaceae. The transcript has 2 exons. The record is from RefSeq and is a predicted model, not a curated record. The coding region runs from base 31 to 1116 and encodes 361 amino acids.